AUGCCCUUAUCCAAGAAAUUUACCCUAGCCGUCGGAUCCAAGCAAAACUGGUCUCUAUGUUUCGGUGUUCCCGACUCGGCUCGUAGCUUCGAUUGCUCCUUCUACAGCAAGCGUGAGGUUCACGACCAAGUGGUUGGCUACGAUGGCUGCGAGCACGACUUUCACCUCACUUACCCCGGAAUGCGCAACCAUCAGAUUCUAUCCUUGCCUUUCUCUCUCCUCUCGCGAUUCUCACUCACUCUCUCUCUCUCUUUUCUCUCUCUUCGCGCAAAACGGCCAGCCACUUUGGUUGGCGAUUUCUCCCAACUCCGGGGACCGUUUCAGGCGAGACCGGUCCCAAAAUCUUCCUCUCGACGUCCUCUUUCUAGCCUACUCAUUUUCGCAGCUCGAAAACUCAAGGAUUGGCGGCUGGAACGACGGGAAGUUUCGGCAGCCGCUGCCACGGUCGCCGUCGACGUUUCCGGCCACCUCGCGCUGGUUCAAAAGUGGGUUCUGAUUCUGAACCAAAGCAAAAUCAUUGCAGCAUCGCACCGCAGAGAUUUUACAAGUACAAAUAUGGAGCCCGAGGUGGUUCAUGCAGAGCUGGUGUUGCCAACCCACUUGAGCUUCAAGCGGAUUCAGAUGUACGAGAAGUACCCAAAAGGCCAAUCAAGAGGGAGACACUGGAAACACCUCAAGCAGAUCAUUCAGGCCGAGAAUUACCAGAAUUACCCACCCAAUGAACCCAAUUAUGUUAAUAUAGAGUCACCGCCCUCUAUGCAUCCAUGCAAGAGAAUUUGUGAUAUAACAGGAUACGAGGCACCUUACUAUGACCCAAGGACUGGCCUCCGCUAUGCCAAUGCUGAUAUCUUCAAGCUCAUAAGAUCUCUCCCCAAUGAAUAUGUCCAAAGAUAUCUGGCUCUCAGAAAUGCUGCUGUGGUUUUGAAGUAA
Prunus armeniaca (apricot) is the source of this 930-nucleotide messenger RNA. The record is from the annotation of a GenBank genome assembly. Lineage: Eukaryota; Viridiplantae; Streptophyta; Magnoliopsida; Rosales; Rosaceae.